This is a messenger RNA of Brettanomyces nanus, 2631 nucleotides long. RefSeq lists its product as uncharacterized. The transcript has a single exon. The record is from RefSeq and is a predicted model, not a curated record. Gene Ontology annotation, cellular component: cytoplasm. Gene Ontology annotation, biological process: proteolysis; peptide catabolic process. Gene Ontology annotation, molecular function: peptide binding; zinc ion binding; metalloaminopeptidase activity. The coding region runs from base 1 to 2631 and encodes 876 amino acids. Lineage: Eukaryota; Fungi; Ascomycota; Pichiomycetes; Pichiales; Pichiaceae.
AUGUCAACCAAAUUGCAUCCUACUUUCCCAGAUACUUCUAUUCAUGAAGCAUUACCUUCUAACGUGACACCGUUGCACUAUGAAGUGCAUCUUUUGGAUUUGAAUGUUAAGAAGAACACCUUUAGUGGUCUCGUCAACAUUCAAUUUGCUGUCAAUUCUGCCACAGAUUGCAUAACACUUCACCAGAAAUUCUUGAACUUUCAGUCUGCCAAUGCCGUUUCAAGCGUUACUAAAACUGAGACAGACGUUCCUGUAUCUGCCAUCACUAAACAUGACGACAGAGAGACAGUCGAAUUCAAAUUGAACACAGGUGCACCAAUCAGCAAGGGUCACAUUGGCUUAAAGAUUCAUUAUACUGGUCAAAUAAGGACUGAUAUGGCAGGCUUUUAUACCUCUCACUAUGAACCUGUCAAUGGUGGUGAUACAGAAUACAUCCUAGUGACUCAGUUCGAGUCUGCAGAGGCUCGUUCUGCCUUUCCAUGCUAUGAUGAGCCAAAUAGAAAGGCAACCUUUGAUAUCGGCUUGACGGUUGAUAAAGAAGUUACUGCUUUAUCUAAUAUGCCCGUCCUAUCCUCUAAAACUCUCGACUCAGGCAAGAAAGGUCCUGGCUUUGACAAAACUUUGAAACACGUCCAGUUUGAAACCACUCCAAAGAUGUCCACGUACUUGAUUGCAUGGGCUGUGGGUAAGUUUGAGCACGUUGAAGCACAUACUCUCAAGCCUUAUCGUGGUAAAACUCUUCCUAUUCGUGUCUAUACCAUUCCCGGCCAAUCCAAAAAUGGACAAUUCGCACUUUCCGUUGCUCAGAAUGACGUUGACUUCUUGUCGAAGAUCUUUGAUGUCGAAUACCCAUUACCAAAGUUGGACCUUUUGGCUAUUCCUCAAUUUGGUGCAAAUGCCAUGGAAAAUUGGGGUAUGGUGACGUUCCGUGCCACAGCAUUAUUGUUCGACCCAGAAAGCUCUGAUGCAACUUAUCAGCAGAACGUUGCAUACGUGGUUUCUCAUGAAAUCGCCCAUUCUUGGUUUGGUAACUACGUCACCAUGAACUGGUGGUCGGAUCUUUGGUUAAACGAGUCCUUCGCUACCUUUGUCGGUUCUCUUUGCGUCGAGGAGAUGCAUCCCGAAUGGGAAACAUUCACUGAUUUUGUCACCAACGGUGUUGAAGUUGCACUGGACUUAGACGGUCUCAGGAACUCUCAUCCAAUCGAGGUCCGUGUUAACACAGCCAGUGAAAUUGAUCAGAUUUUUGAUCCUAUCUCUUAUCUCAAAGGUGGCUCCAUCAUUCGUAUGGUGGCAUCUACCGUUGGUGUUGACGUCUUCUUGAAAGGUGUUUCAAAGUACUUGAAGAAGUAUGCGUUUGGGAAUGCAAAGUCAGACGACUUAUGGGAUGCUGUUUCUACUGUGUCAGGACAAGACAUUACCACAUCGGUGGCUCCUUGGAUCAGGGCUGUUGGUUAUCCAUACAUUUCCUUUGAGAAAGUGGGAGAUAGUCAACUCUUGAUCUCUCAGAAGCGGUUCUUUUCUAGUGGUGAUGCCAAACCAGAAGAGGAUCAGAUUGUUUGGUGGAUUCCAAACGUUCCUGCAUUAGCAGACGGAAAAACCAAAAGUGCAACGGUUUCAUCAAACGGAUUCCUCAAAUUGAACAAGAAUACUGAAGGAUUCUAUAGAGUCAUUUAUGAAGAGUCGUUGUUUGACAAUAUCGUGGCUAAUUUGAAUAAGUUCAGUGCUGAAGAUAAGAUUGGAUUGAUCGCCGAUACUGCUGCUGGUGCACAGGCAGGAUUAAUGAAGACAUCACAGCUCCUUCAUUUACUUGAUUCUCUUAAGGACGAAAAAGACGUCAAUGUAUGGAUCGAAAUGAUUAAAAGACUUGGAAUAUUAAAGCAACUCUACUUUUCUGACACUAAGAUACUCUCUAAGCUUGUUGCGUUCUCUCGGAAUUUGUUUAAAGCCAGAUUCCAUCAGAUUUUUGCCGAACCAGUCGAAAAACUCUCUCUUCCCCAACUCAAGCUAAGAUCUAUGCUUUUUGCCGAGACUGGUGCUGCUGGUCUUGCUGAAACCAUCACCAAUGCUACCAAUUUGAUUCAGAGACAGUCAAUCGAACCAUCUUUGAAACUUGGAGUGUUCAAAACUCUUUUGGGCAAUAAAGAAACUUGUGAUCAAGAGACUUUAAAUGCUAUUCUAAAGGAAGCCAAGCAUCCUUCAUCCAUCGACUCUACAGAGAUCGCUUUGAAGGCAUUGGGAUCAAUUGGCAAUCCAGAUAAGUACUUGAAAGAUAUUUUGAGCCUUUACUUCUCUGAUUAUGUUCUUGAGAUGGAUUAUACGUUCCUAACGAUGUCAUUAGUGGAGAAUCCAGUCACCAAGGUCAAGUUCUGGAACUUUUUCAAAAAGAACUAUUCAAGAUUUAGAGAAGAGGUUGCCAUGUGGACUUUGGACAGACUUAUCAAGAACUUUUUGCCUCGUCUUGUUUCCAAAGAACUUUAUGAUGACAUUGACAGCUUCUUUUCUAAACAGGAUACCACUGGUUACACAAAGGGACUCCGUCAAAGUUUAGAUUCAAUCAAAAAUAGCUUGGCUUGGGAGAAACUAGCUAAGAAAGACGUCUCAGAAUGGCUAGAAGCUAAUGGAUACUAA